Messenger RNA from Protomyces lactucae-debilis, 777 nucleotides. RefSeq lists its product as uncharacterized. The record is from RefSeq and is a predicted model, not a curated record. The transcript has a single exon. Gene Ontology annotation, molecular function: oxidoreductase activity, acting on the CH-OH group of donors, NAD or NADP as acceptor. NCBI's taxonomy places the organism in Eukaryota, Fungi, Ascomycota, Taphrinomycetes, Taphrinales, Protomycetaceae. The annotation marks the transcript as partial.
GAAGUUGUUCUCGUGACUGGUGCAGCAGCUGGCUUGGGUUUCUGUGUAAAACAAAAGCUUCGCCAGAAAGGUGCUCGAGUUGUUGCACUUGAUGUGGUAGACUGUACCUUGUCAGAUUACUACAAGUGCGACGUGAGCGACGCAGACGCUGUCGCCAAAACUGCCGAGGCUAUCAAGGCAUCCAUUGGUGUCCCAACAGUGGUAGUGAGUAAUGCAGGGAUCGUCAGACCAGGCACUGUCCUGGCAAGCUCUCUAGAUGAUAUCAAGCGGACUCUCGACAUCAACCUCUUGGGACAGUUCAUCCUUGCCAAAGCCUUCCUACCAGAUAUGCUUGAUCACGAGGGACAAUGGGUUACAGUCGGCUCAACCCUCGGUUACGUGGGUUGUCACUCAUUAGCUUCCUAUACGGCAAGUAAAGCUGCUGUUCUCUCUUUUCACGAAUCACUUACAGCUGAGCUUGCUGAGUCGCAUCCUCGCAUCGCCACAACACUUGUCCUGCCAGGCCAAAUGUCAGAAUCGAUGUUUGCAAAGCUCAGCACGCCAAAUAGCUUUCUAGCACCUGUUGCUGAGCUUGAGAAGGUAGCAGACUGUAUCGUUGAGCUCAUUGAAAGACGCCAGCCCGGGGAGUUUGCCAUGCCCCUGUAUGGCCGAUUCCUGGGAAUCUUGCGUGUCUUGCCCAGUGGUUUACAGCAGCUUGCAAGACGCUUCUCCGGUAUGGAUGGAGCAGCUCAAUCUUUCAGCUCUUUAGCCGCAGCUGAGACCAAGCGCAAAGCAUGA